Messenger RNA from Trichoderma breve, 1629 nucleotides. RefSeq names its product sugar transporter domain-containing protein. The record is from RefSeq and is a predicted model, not a curated record. The coding region runs from base 1 to 1629 and encodes 542 amino acids. The transcript has 2 exons. NCBI's taxonomy places the organism in Eukaryota, Fungi, Ascomycota, Sordariomycetes, Hypocreales, Hypocreaceae. Gene Ontology annotation, cellular component: membrane. Gene Ontology annotation, molecular function: carbohydrate:proton symporter activity. Gene Ontology annotation, biological process: carbohydrate transport; transmembrane transport.
AUGGAGAAGGAGGCCCAUUCCACGGCGCUCGAAAAUGUCGCCAGCAACAUCGAGCAUGAGCUCACCAACGCGGGGGAGACUGGCAAGAUGGCCAGCAUCAGCGAGGCCAUGGCCAACAACGGCACAGCCCAGGAGCAUCGACUCGGCUCUUGGGAGGCCUUCAAGCUCUACCGCAAGGGCGCCUUCUGGUCCAUGUUCAUCUCGCUGAGCAUCAUCAUGCGCGCUUACGACAUUGAGAUCAGCGGCAACUUCUUCGCGCUGCCCGCUUUCCAGACGCACUUUGGCGUGGACUACGGCCCGGAUCACGGAGGGUUCCAGAUUCCCGCCAGAUGGCAGGUUGCCAUGGGCAUGGGCAGCUUGGUCGGUCAGAUUGUGGGAGCGUAUCUCGUUUCGUUCCCUAUGGAGAGGUUUGGUCGUAAGAAGACUUUUGCCGUCUGCCUUGUCCUGACGGCCAUCCUGACCUUUAUGCAAUUCUUCGCCAACACCAUUGGUGUCUUGACGGCCAGUCAGUACCUUAGCGGUAUUGUUUGGGGAGGCUACUGUGUUAUUGCCACGACAUAUGCUUCUGAGGUUCUUCCUCUCAGUCUCCGUGGUUUCCUCACUGGUUACAUCAACCUCUGCUACGUCAUGGGCCAGUUCAUUCAGACCGGUGUAACUCGUGGCUUUAUCAACCGACCCGACCAGUGGGCAUACAAGAUCCCCUUUGCCAUCCAGUGGAUCUGGCCCGUCGUCCUGCUUGCCGGUCUUCCCUUUGCGCCUGAGUCUCCUUGGUGGCUGGUUCGCCAGAAUAGCAUGGAGAAGGCAGAGAAGUCUCUCUCGAAGCUUGUUCAGAAGAACUCGGGCAUCAACAUCAAGGAAACGCUUGCCAUGAUGGUCAAGACUGAUCUCCUUGAGCGAGAGCUGGAAGUCGGUACCACCUACGCCGAUUGCUGGAAGGGACACAACCGUCGCCGUAUGGAGAUUUGCAUCCUGCUCUUUGUUAUCCAGAACUUUAGCGGUAACCCCGUCGGCUUCGCAACCUACUUUUUCGAACAGAUCGGUCUCAACAACGUCCAGGCAUUCGACAUGGGAGUUGGUCUCAACGGAGUCGGUUUUAUCGGCACCUGUCUUUCUGCUAUUCCUCUGAUCUACCUCGGUCGACGUCCUGCGUAUAUCUUCGGCCUUAGCUUCAUGGUUACCAUCCUCUUUAUCGUCGCUCUCCUGACUUUCGCCCACGAUUACACAACCAACUUCUCGUACCGAUGGGCUCAAGCUACUUUGCUCAUCAUUCUCCAGUUCGUCUGGCAGGCAACCCUUGGUCCUCUGACUUAUGUCGUCGUCUGCGAGACUCCAUCAACGAAGCUCCGAUCAAAGACCAUCGCCAUCGCCACCAUGAUCGACGCUCUUACUGGAUUGGUUACUUCCGUCAUUGGACCCUACUUGCUCAACCCUGGUGCUGCAGGUGCUGGAGCCAAGAUUGAGUUUUUGUACGGCGGCAUUUCUGUCUUUUCUCUUAUCUGGACCAUUUUCAGAAUGCCGGAGACUAAGGGCCGAACCUACGAAGAGUUGGAUAUCAUGUUCGAAAGAGGCGUUCCUGCGAGGAAGUUUGCCUCGUACAAGUUUGAGGAGGAUGAUGAUGUGAGGGUAUAA